Molecule: messenger RNA, 1972 nt
Organism: Camelina sativa (false flax)
Lineage: Eukaryota; Viridiplantae; Streptophyta; Magnoliopsida; Brassicales; Brassicaceae
Source: RefSeq, a predicted model, not a curated record
CAAAAAGAAAAUGAAAUGCGUGUUGCAUACACAUAUCAUUUAUUAUAAACGGGAAAAUGAAAUGUAAAUGGGAGUGGACUUAGAAGCAGGCACACAUUUUCAGCUGUAAGAACAAAAAGAUAAAAAGUGCUCUCAGGCCCAAAUAUCGAGGAAACUCAUCCUUUCAUCCCCUCUGACGCCGGUGAAGCUAUGACUCGCCGGCGUCGGAACUCUACAGAUCACUCUUACUUGCUGCUUGCAAUCCCUUCUUGGCAUCUAGCUCAAUCAUUGGGAAGCUUCUUUCUCUUUCAACCCUCCAUCAAACUUGCAAUCUGCUUUGGACAAACAAUGCUUAGUGGUGACAGAGGGGGGUUUUGGCCGACAUCUCUUCCUCAGUCUCAUAUUCUGCCCAUAACAUCUAUGAAGCAGCGUUUAACCCCAAAAUCAUCAUUGGCCUUCAAAACAGAUCCGCCAGCUACAAUCUGCACAAGCGACUGGGAGAAGUGGAUCUGGUUUUUUCCGGCGUUGGGUGUCUCAACUCCGAUCCUUGACCCGCCUUGCCGCAGCCGCCUUCAGCGCUUAUUCCCCUACCCAACCAAGGUUUAUCGCUCUCUCCCUCUGGUCAAGCCAGUCCGAAAUGGAGUUCCGAUCUUCUACAGUUGAUGGAUGUAGUUUCCAUCUGAAGUUCGAAUUGAACCCAUGGAACGGGUAUUGGCAAUGCAUCUAUGAAAUCCUGACACCAUAUGUUCUCCUCGUCAAGCUUCAUAAAGGCCUACUCUUGCUGAACCGCUAUCGACGUUAUGACUUUGGACAUCGAGUUUCUCUGCCCAGGUCUGAUCUUUAUAACCCUCUAUCAACCUCCAUCAUAAUACCUCUUAACUCUAGAUUGGCUGGUCUUGAAUCCUAUGCUAGAAGAGUAGUGGUCCCCCUUAGUUUGGUUGAUAUGUUAUUGUGUCGGGUUCGGAUGAAGGUGUGGAAAAGCAACGGCAUUAUGACCACACCUCCACAGAGUGUUGGUUACCGAUGCUUUAUCAACCAGUCACCUCUGUUUCCCCAGAAACUCAAGUCUGUAUUUGUGAAAAUAAGUUACUUUAGGGAAACAACGGCGUUAUUGACAAGAGUAAUGCUAAGGUUAUGUAGGGCUGAGACUAUCUACUAUGUUGCUAGUCAUGGUGACCAUCGAAGCUUCUUGUGCUGUGUUUUGUCUGUACUGGUCGGGUCGUGGAUGGUCUUACCUAGAUCCGUUAAUGAUAUUGUGAUAUCCAACUCACCUUCUCUAGUUCCGAUCAUAUCUGCUUGGUCAAGUCGAGGAUUCCUCGGUAGCAGUAUAUUGUGCUCUGCAGAAUGGUCUGAGAUAUAUCAUUGUCAAAUCCAGUCGGUUAGCAGUGUUUGGGUCUCUUUAUUGCUGAACUCUAAUCUGGAACUUGAUCCAACAAGCUGCGUGAAUCUGAAGCGUACAAUCAUGGUCCCCAUUUGUCACAUAUCACCGAAAGAUAGGAAGCUAGGGUCUGCUAUUAUAAAUCAGGGUCAAACCGGCUGCAAGCUUUGUGUGAAACUCCUCAACGUCCAUGGCCAUGAGCUUCAUGUGAGGGAGGACUCACCUGCUUUGCUACGGUUUGACACCCAACUCUUUCGAUCCCCAGUUGAAGCUCCUUCUAGAGAUAUAAGUUUCAAUCUUAAAGUGUGGAAUGACGUUGCUCCAACUACUUUAUCUCUAAUGUUGGCGAUACACCCAUCUAGUGCUACCGCUGUCACAUCCUUUUUUCAAAGCUCGAUUGCGUUAACCGCUACAGCUACUUAUGACUACUUGGUGGUCAAGGAUUUCGUGAAGCUUGUCUUCAUGGUCGAAUCCACCUUGGUUCCAACAGAUUCUCUUGAAGAACUCAUGGAGCUCUUAUCCCUUUUCUCCUUUGAUUAUCUUGUUGUAUGCUAUAAGAACUCACCUCUUUAUGAGGAUCUGAUUUGAAUGAAAGGUUAACUUGUUUGACAAAAA